Meloidogyne enterolobii is the source of this 554-nucleotide messenger RNA. NCBI's taxonomy places the organism in Eukaryota, Metazoa, Nematoda, Chromadorea, Rhabditida, Meloidogynidae. The record is from the annotation of a GenBank genome assembly.
UUUCGAAAAAGUAACCUCUACUUUCAUUCUUUUACAUCAAACACAAUUAGAUCUUUCUAUCUUUUUCUGGCCAAAAGUUGUCGUACAAACAAAAUCCGACCCUACUUGUGUGAUAUGUAUCCUAGAUUUAACGUUUAGUUUUUAUUGCUUUGAAAUUUCGAUUUUUGACUCUUGUUUUCUAAACUUUUUUUUCUUCAAUUUUUAAUUUUUGAUUUCCAAAUACAUGAAAAGUCUGACUUUAUAUUUAUUUCAAAAAAUUAAAAAGAGCGAAUUUUUAAUUAAACUUUACGUGUUUUUGUCCCUUAAAACGUCCUCUAUUUAUUUUAAUUUUUAAGUACAUCUCCCCUCUCCUCUUUUUUUUAAAAAUGCCAAAGUUAAUUUUCAAAGUAUUUAUCUCUUCUUUUUCAUUUUUUAAUCUCUUUUUGACGCCAUUAAAUGCUUCUUUUUUCCACUUGACUUUUUUCCUUAGACUAAUAGGGAGGGGAUAUUUACUUGAGAUAUUUUUAAUGGAAGUUUUGAAUGAAAAAGAAAAUUCAAAAAAAAAUUUUUUUUAA